This is a messenger RNA of Mugil cephalus (flathead mullet), 2578 nucleotides long. RefSeq names its product WD repeat domain 55 (gene wdr55). The record is from RefSeq and is a predicted model, not a curated record. Gene Ontology annotation, molecular function: protein binding. Lineage: Eukaryota; Metazoa; Chordata; Actinopteri; Mugiliformes; Mugilidae. The transcript has 4 exons. Bases 173 to 1411 code for a protein of 412 amino acids.
UUAGUAAACUAUCAAAGUGAAAGCAUGUUAUUAUUUUAGUUUAUUUCCGUAAUUGUACCAAACUCUUUUUUCGUCAUUUUUAUUUUACUCAUGACUGUCCAGUAGGGGCGGUAGGACAUGGGUUCUGAAGGGUUCCUGGUAUGAGGAGAAGAAGAGAGAAGAAGACAGGAACAUGGCGGCCUCCUUAGACCACGUUGAGGUUCCGUCUACAGAGACAGAACCCCCAGAAACAAGCAGAGACCCCGAAACACCCGAGUCGGAACCAGGGGCCCCGGAGCCAGACUCUGACCCGGAUGAGGAGGAUUCCGAGCCGGCAGGUCCAAGGGUCCGGGAGACCCCUGAGGACAUCCGGCUGGAGGCUAUCGCUAACACGGUGGCUCUGCACCCCACCAGGGACAUGCUAGUUUGCGGGGACGUGGACGGGGACGUGUACGCCUUCUCCUACUCGUGCACGGAGGGCGAGAACCGGGAGCUGUGGUCGUCUGGGCAUCACCUUAAAUCCUGUCGCCAGGUUCGCAUCUCGGCGGACGGGCUAAAGCUGUACAGCGUGUCCCGGGACAAGGCCGUCCAUCAGCUGGACAUGGAGCGGGGACAGAUGGUCACACGGAUCCGGGGUGCUCACCAGAGCCCCAUCAAUAGCCUGUUACUGGUGGACGAGAACAUCCUGGCCACCGGAGAUGAUGGAGGAACCCUGAAGGUGUGGGACAUGAGAAAGGGGUCGGCCAUCAUGGACAUGAAACACCAUGAAGAUUACAUCAGUGACAUCACCGUAGAUAGCGCCAAGAGGAUCCUACUCACCGCCAGUGGCGAUGGCACCAUGGGCGUCUUCAACAUCAAGAGGCGGCGGUUCGAGCUGCUGUCCGAGUACCAGAGUGGCGACCUGACCUCGGUGGCCGUGAUGAAGCGCGGUAAGAAGGUGGUCUGCGGCUCCAGCGAAGGAACCAUCUACAUCUUCAACUGGAACGGCUUCGGAGCCACUAGCGACCGCUUCGCCGUCAAGGCCGAGUCGGUGGACUGCAUCCUCCCCAUCACCGACAGCAUCAUGUGCACCGCUUCCAUGGACGGGUACAUCCGAGCCAUCAACCUCCUUCCCAACCGGGUCAUCGGCUGCAUCGGUCAACACGUUGGUGAACCCAUCGAGGAACUCGCCAAGUCCUGGGACUCCCGCUUCCUGGUCAGCUGUGCCCACGACGAGCUCAUCAAGUUCUGGGACAUUUCUGGUUUACCCAAGACAACCGUCACUGAAUACCGCAAGAGGAAGAAGAAAGAUGGCCGCUUGAAGUCCCUAACCAAGAAGGCCCACGGCGACAACGACUUCUUCUCAGGACUUGUUGAGGAAACGGAGAAGAAGGAGGAGGAGGAAGAGGAGGAAGAGGAGGAGGAUAGUGACAGUGAUAGUGGCAGUGAUUAAAAAUCUUGGUCCUGUUUGGACCUUAUGAAUGAAUGGAUCCACCCAAAGUGCCUCAACGUGUCUGGAGAACGUACGCUAGCAUGGAUGGUGCUGUGGUCCACGUUAGCCGAUACUAGAUCCCUGAUACUGGAGGUCCUACACCGUGAAGCAAACCACCAGAAUUACCUAACGGACGUUAGUGUUUGGUGGAGCCACCGCUGAAUUCCUCAAAAAUAUUCUCAUGUUCGUUGGCGUAAGAAACCAAAAUAGUCUUCAGUCUGAAAUUGUUUAACUAGGAGAAGAUGCUAUUAGCUGGAAAGCUAAGAAGCUAAUAAACAUACUAUUAGCUGGGAGGCUAGGAAGCCAAAAAGCUAAUAGAAGAUACUCUUAGCUGGGAGGCCUGGAAUGUAGGCGAUUUUGAAGAUACUAUUAGCUGGGAGACUAGGAAGCUAGGAGACGGGCAAAAUACUAUUAGCUAGCCUCCCAGUAUAUAGUAUCUUCUCCUAGCUUCAGAGCCUUAUAACUAAUAGUAUCUUCUGCUAAUAACUGGGAGAAGCUACUGUUAACUGGGAGGCUAGGAAGAUAGGAGAAGGUGAACUUACUUUGAGCUAGCAUAAUAUUUGCUAGUCUCCCAGCUAAUAGUUGAUUCCCCUACCUUCUUAGCCUGAUAGCUAGCAUCUUCUCCUAUUAACUGGAAGAAGGUACUGAUAGUUGGGAGGCUAUAGGAAGCUGCUAUUAAGAUACUCUUAGCUGGGAAGCUAGAAGACGGGGAAAACACUUUUAGCUAGCCUCACAGGUUAUAGUAUCUUCUCCUAGGCUCCUAGCUAAUAGCAUAUUAUUCUAUUAACUGGGAGAAGCUACUAUAAACUGGGAAGCUAGGGGAAGGUGAAGAUACUGGUAGCUAGCCUCUCGACGAAGAGCCCUCCCUUUAGGCCUGUUUGAAUGAUGACUUACUGACUACUGCCACAUUAAAACUUUUGUUUACAUUUUUUUUCAAAGAUAAUUUGGAAGUUUGUAAUAUAUUGUAAUAACAAUAAACCAAUAUGUAAUGUGUUAACAUGAAAUAUUAGGCGAUAUGUUUCUGCCUUUAAUCCAGAUAAAGUUUAUCCACUGAAUUCUGGGUUCAUGUGCUGGAAAUGUGCUGGAAGUAUUUCUUGUAAUUACACUUAUUAAAAGUGUUAAAAAACA